AUGAAUUUACUCCGCAAGCUCACCCGAGCCAUCAACGCGGCGACACAGCGGCGGAAUAACACUUCCCGCCGAUCUGACUCAACAAGAGAGCCGCUGGCUGAGUCUUCAGAGAACAAUCACGUGCCUGAAGGUCAUGUGCCAGUUUACGUGGGAGAGGAGAUGGUCCGGUUUGUUGUGCAUGCUGAGGUGCUGAACCAUCCGGUUUUGGUGAACCUGCUGAACAUGUCGGCUCAAGAAUAUGGUUAUCAAGGUGUGCUUCGAAUUCCUUGCCGUGUCGUUGUGUUUGAGCGAAUUCUUGAAGCGAUUCGACUCGGUCGUAAGUCGGGUGCAAUUCAUGAACUCCUCCUCUCUGAUGAGUGA
Trifolium pratense (red clover) is the source of this 360-nucleotide messenger RNA. Its product is annotated as auxin-responsive protein SAUR71-like. The transcript has a single exon. Gene Ontology annotation, biological process: response to auxin. The coding region runs from base 1 to 360 and encodes 119 amino acids. The record is from RefSeq and is a predicted model, not a curated record. NCBI's taxonomy places the organism in Eukaryota, Viridiplantae, Streptophyta, Magnoliopsida, Fabales, Fabaceae.